This is a messenger RNA of Oncorhynchus gorbuscha (pink salmon), 5751 nucleotides long. It is a transcript of the gene camk2g2, whose product is annotated as calcium/calmodulin-dependent protein kinase (CaM kinase) II gamma 2. Bases 293 to 1912 code for a protein of 539 amino acids. Gene Ontology annotation, biological process: protein phosphorylation. The transcript is spliced from 22 exons. Gene Ontology annotation, molecular function: calmodulin binding; calcium/calmodulin-dependent protein kinase activity; ATP binding. Gene Ontology annotation, cellular component: cytoplasm; neuron projection. Lineage: Eukaryota; Metazoa; Chordata; Actinopteri; Salmoniformes; Salmonidae. The record is from RefSeq and is a predicted model, not a curated record.
AGAUCCUUGGGACGUCCCUUCCCUAAGCCCUGAACCCUAACCCUGACUUUACCCCAUACCCUUACCCUCAUCUUAACCAUAACCCUUACCUAACUCUAAACUUAACCUUAACCCCUACCUUAACCGUUUUAAAUUUAAACUUAAAUUGGGUGACGUCAGAGUUCAGAGUCCUCACAAGGAUCCCGUUUAGACAUCUUAGUUUUUUAGUAUCUCCCUUUGAGUUUACGAGAUCUCCCCCCGAAUCCUGAGCGAGGCAGUCACCGAAACGAGAGGCGAUACCCUCCUGCACAACAUGGCUACAAUUGUAACCUCGACCAGAUUUACAGACGAAUAUCAGCUGUACGAGGAGCUCGGAAAGGGCGCCUUCUCCGUUGUCCGGCGAUGCGUUAAAAAGUCCAACGGCCAGGAAUUUGCUGCUAAAAUUAUCAACACGAAAAAACUCUCAGCAAGAGAUCAUCAAAAAUUGGAACGAGAGGCCCGCAUCUGUCGCCUGCUCAAACAUCCCAACAUAGUACGACUACACGAAAGUAUCUCAGAGGAAGGCUUCCAUUACCUUGUCUUUGACCUUGUCACCGGUGGAGAGCUGUUUGAAGACAUUGUUGCCAGAGAGUAUUACAGUGAGGCCGAUGCCAGCCAGUGUAUCAAUCAGAUCCUGGAGAGUGUCCACCACAUGCACCAGCAUGACAUUGUGCACAGGGACCUCAAGCCAGAAAACCUGCUCCUGGCCAGUAAGCUGAAGGGAGCUGCAGUGAAGUUGGCUGACUUUGGGCUGGCCAUCGACGUGCAGGGAGACGAGCAAGCAUGGUUCGGUUUUGCAGGCACUCCAGGCUACCUCUCUCCAGAGGUCUUGAGGAAGGACCCCUACGGCAAGCCGGUGGAUAUCUGGGCCUGUGGUGUUGUCCUGUACAUUCUCCUGGUGGGCUACCCUCCCUUCUGGGAUGAAGAUCAGCACAAGCUCUAUCAGCAGAUCAAGGCUGGGGCCUACGAUUUCCCCUCCCCAGAGUGGGACCCCGAAGCCAAGAACCUGAUCAACCAGAUGUUGACCAUCAACCCUGCCAAGAGGAUCACUGCUGACCAGGCUCUCAAGCACCCAUGGAUCUGCCAACGUUCCACAGUGGCUUCCAUGAUGCACCGCCAAGAGACUGUGGAGUGCCUGCGCAAGUUCAACGCCAGGAGAAAACUCAAGGGAGCCAUCCUCACCACCAUGCUGGUGACCAGAAACUUCUCAGUGGGCCGACAGCACACCAGCCCUGCGGCCACCACCAGCACAGCUGCUCUUGCUUCAGAAGCAUGCAAAAGUUUACUCAACAAGAAGUCGGAUGGUGGAGUGAAGCCGCAGACAAACAACAGUAAAAACAGUGUAGUGAGCAGUACCAGCAGCACCAAAGACAGCAGCAUAUCAUCUUCAGCACCAAUGGAACCACAGACCACUGUCGUGCACAACCCAGCUGACGGCACCAAGGGCUCUACAGAGAGCAGUAACAUCACAGAGGAGGAGGAUGUGAAAGCUCGCAAACAGGAGAUCAUCAAGAUUACUGAGCAGCUGAUUGAGGCCAUCAACAACGGAGACUUCGAGGCUUACACGAGAAUCUGUGACCCCGGACUAACCUCGUUUGAACCUGAGGCUUUGGGAAACCUGGUGGAGGGCAUGGACUUCCACAAGUUCUACUUUGAGAACUUGUUGAGUAAGAACAGUAAGCCGGUCCACACCACCAUCCUGAACCCCCAUGUGCACCUGAUCGGGGAGGACGCGGCCUGCAUCGCCUACAUCCGCCUGACCCAGUACAUCGACAGCCAGGGGCGCCCACGCUCCUGCCAGUCAGAGGAGACCCGCGUGUGGCACCGCCGCGAUGCCAAGUGGCUCAACGUGCAUUUCCACUGUUCAGGAGCGCCUGCCGCACCGCUCCAGUGAACCUUUAUCAGACACAGCUUUGCCUGAAUUCUGAAGCCGAUUGGAGCAUUUUCUCAGUGGUCGGAUUGGCGCCAAGAGCCCUGCCAGAAGAGAACGCUUGGAAGUUUAAAAUCUAAGGGGAAAAUCUAACAAAAUAAAAUAUUUUAAAGCCGACCGACUGACAACACCACCACCACCAAUCCAGUCCAACCCUAGCUAUAUGUUGGGGGCCGGCUGUAGCUGAAGCCCUGCCCUCCGGACGGUGCAUGCUUCUGACGCCCACAGGGGGGCGCUGUCUUGUCCUUUUCCAUGGAUCCAUAUUUUUUUGCAGUUUUGAAAGGUGUUUAAAGUAUUAACAUAUGUAAAAUAAAUUAUAAAAAACCUUCACAUUUAUUCAGCAGGUAUGGUAGUAAUGAUUAAAGAAAAUAAAUGUGAAUUUUCUAUAAAAAACAAUAGAAAAAGGAGAACACCCUAUUUUUUGUGGUGGUUGUUUGUUUGUUUCACAGUUAACAUAUCUAAUUAUUUCUGUUGUUGGAUGCAAACAAAUGCUAGAAGGGAACAUUUCUGACAAACAAAAAGCUUGAUUCAAUCCGUAUGGCAGGUUCAGCGCUAUGGCGCGAUUGAAAUUUAAAGGUAAUAUUUAUGAUUGAGCUGACCGAUGCAGCGUUUGCCGUGAAUGCAGUCUCCAUGAACGUGAGCACAUUGCCUUUAAAUUUCAAACGCGUGCUGAACUUCCGCGAUACGAAUUGAACCAAGCUCUAAAUUGUUACUUACAGUAAUAUCAACAUUUUAUGGGUCGGGUGCGUUGCAGAAGGGACUCUGUUUUUUAGUAUUCUGAUGUGUCAUUGUGGACCUCUUCAUUUUUAUCCCCUGAAUGAUGCUGUCUUUGAAAGUAUUUUGUGUGUGAAGAUUUUUUUUAAUGGGGACUUUAUUUAAUAUAGUAAUGUAUACAUUCAUAUUUAUAAGGAGAAAGACUUUACUUUCAGGGUUUGGAUGCGUGUGUGAGAGUGAAGAUGUGUUCUCAUGUCCCUAUAGCUCCCUUUUCAAGCUCGUUUGCGCUUUGAGAUCCCCAGUGUAUAUGCACACAUGCAUGCUCACACAAGGCCCAAAAUCAAGCUCACUGUGCUGUGCCCUUUGGGUAUGUAGACCAGCCAGCUCCUCCAGCAACAGGCCACAUUCUCCUGACCAGCACAACCUGAAGUUGCAGAACACUACUAUUGGUUCAGUGUGCCGAAUCAAUCAAGCCUACUGCUACUAUUCUGACGGAGACCCCAAACCACAAACUCUGAAAGCUCGUACUCUUCUCCUUCCUAUUGUUUUCUACUCUGACUUUAACAUGUUUGACAAAACAUUUUUGGGGGGAAAUAUGGAAAAAUGUAAUAAAAUCUAAAAUGGCCGGUACUGUUUGGCACAAACUUGAGACUCAAUGCUGUUCUGUUCACUCCCCGGAUGAACGUUUCUGCAACUUCAGGUUAAGCUCACUUACUCCUGGGGUCUCUACCUGUGUUUCUAUAGUUAGUGACCCUGCUAAUCAGCUUUCUAUUAGCGCUACUCAGUGUGAUAUCACCCUUUGCCUGUCUCUCUUGUUCUGGUCCCUGUCCUGUUCUCGAACAUUGUAUAUUGUCCGUCUUUGCUUGCCAUACCUCUCUGUAAAGUCAUUGGCACUAAAAGCAUGUGAAAAUGAAAAUGCUGUAAAGUGGGGUGUUGAGUUGGCCAGUGGCUGGUGGUGGCAUGUCGAACAGCUGGCUGGGGAAGGGCCGGGAGGUGGAUCUGGGGGCCACGCUUAAGGCAAUCCAUGGAUUGGUCCCUUUAUCCCGGUUUCAGUAACUGUUCUAGAUGUUAGUGUUUGUACUGUUGGUAUUAUUAUGAAUAAUCCAUUUCAUUUUGAGAUUGGAGCUGGAAAUAUGGGGAGGCAGUUGAGGUGGGGGUUGGGGGCUCAGGCAGCUGGCCAAUCACACCCAAGCCUCCCCUGUCCAACCCAAUUCCCACAAUACACAUAUGUGGAAUCAACACACACAGUGCACUCCCAAUGCAAAUUAUAUUUGAAUAUAUAUAUACACUGAACAAAAAUAUAAAACGCAACAUGUAAAGUGCUGGUCCCAUGUUUCAUGAGCUGAAAUAAAGAUCCCAGAAAUGUUCCAUACUCACAAAAAGCUUAAAUAUCUCAAAUUUUGAGCACAAAUCGGUUUACAUCCCUCUUAAUGAGCAUUUCUCCUUUGCCAAGAUAAUACAUCCGCCUGACAGGUGUGGCAUAUGAAGAAGCUGGUGCUCCCUGUGCUGUGGACAAUGAAAGGUCACUCUAAAAUCUGCAGUUUUGUCACAUAACACAAUGUUGAGGGAACAUGCAAUUGGCAUGCUGACUGCAGGAAUGUCCACCAGAGCUGUUGCCAGAAAAUGUCAUGUUCAUUUCUCUACCAUAACAUUUUAGAGAAUUUGGUAGUAUGUCCAGCCGGCCUCACAACCGCAGAACACUUGUAACCAUGCCAGCCCUCCUCAUCCUGCUUCUUCACCUAAGGGAUCGAGGGGGCUGCUGCUGAGGAGUGUUCCUAUGUUUUACCAUUAACGGGAAGGAGGGUGCUUCUGAGGAGUAUUUUUGUCUGUAAUAAAGCCUUUUUGUGGGGAAAGAACACUGAUUGGCUGGGCCUGGCUCCCAGUGGGUGGGCCUAUGCUCUCCUCCCAGGCCCACCCAUGGCUGUGCCCCUGCCCGGUCAUGUGAUUAGAGCCUAAUUUAUGUAUAUGAACUGUAACUCUGCAAAAUCUUUGAAAUUGUUGCGUUUAUUUGUUUGUUAUGAGAGACACACACACAAAUAUACACUAAAGACAAUCUCCCUUUAAAAACAUAUCUUUGUGAUAAUGGUAAAACAUUGGAACACUGUUUUUCACUGUGUUGUAGCAACUUGUGACUUUGUACCGCCAGAGGGGUGAAGCUUGCUGUUAACCCCUUCAUUUCUGUGCUAAGCAGCUCCAUAGUACUGGCGUUCCAUUGAACCUGUGGAAGGCCGGGCACCGAAAAGACAACAACCUACCGAUGAGACUCUUGGUCAUAGAAUAUUAUAUCAAAACAUGUUGAAUGAAACAUGUUAAAACAAAGCCUGUGCUCGGUGUUCAUAUCAUGGUCAUAACUGGCCCCGCCCACCCUACUGCGCAUUGUGACAUAUCUGCCAUGAACCUGUUUCCCUUUUGCACCAUAAUGCAAUGUAUACAGUACUGAACUGUGUGAUGUUUUUUUUGGCUCAAAUAGUUUUUCCUGACUUUGUGCUGUGGGCACUGGCCUCUCUCUCUCUCCCACUGGGCCUGAUGCUUCCAUUCAUUGCGUCGGUGUUCACACAGCCAUGGGAAUGAGAACUACUAUGCGGUUUACUUCAACUCUUCAAAAGAAUUCAAAGGGAAGAAGAGGAGAGAAAUAGUUAUUGAGGGAAGGAUAGUUAACCUUGGAUUAUACUAUAGCCUACCUAACUAGCUAGCAGGACAGGAAGAGGGCCUUGAUAUACUUACAAAAACAAAUACUGAAAAAUACAUUAAAAGCCACACACUUUAACAACUAUAUAUGCAGUUUUACAAGAGAAAGAAAUAUGCAUGUCUACUUUCUGGUAAUAUUUUCCACUGUCUGUGUUUACUUGAUUAAAAAAAUGGAAAUCUAUAUGUUACUUGCAUCCUCAAGAUCAAUGAAAAUGUCUCUUGUCUCAAAUAUUGAAAUGAAGUGAUAUCACGUUUAAAAAAAAGUACAAAAAAUAAAAUAAAAAAGGUAUAUUUACUUCAUUGUAAUCAUAUAGUAAGGAUACAUAUGACUAUACUCCGUUUUCAUUUGGAUGCUGGAUUUCUGCAUGACCAUAUAAUAAAUAAAACCAUGACUUAAACGA